Molecule: messenger RNA, 553 nt
Organism: Drosophila innubila
Lineage: Eukaryota; Metazoa; Arthropoda; Insecta; Diptera; Drosophilidae
Gene: Pig1
Product: GATA zinc finger domain-containing protein 21
Exons: 2
Coding region: 14-430 (138 amino acids)
Source: RefSeq, a predicted model, not a curated record
GAGAGUUACAAUAAUGAAGUUCAGCUCACGAUUCUUACUCCUGGCCUGUCUCUGCCUCUUGGCCGCUUCGACGAUGGCCCAAAGCGAUGAGGAAUACGAGGAAGAUUACGACGAAAGCGACCCGAGCGACCAGAGCGACCAGAGCGACCAAAGCGAAUCAGACUCCGAUGUUACAGAUGCGGAUGUUAGCUCCACCAAUGCACCAACAAUUGUGCGUAGAACCACCCGCAGACCCACUCGCAAAAAUAACGGUGGCAGACCCGUCAACAAGAAAAACAACAUCAAGAAACAGAACGGAAUUAACAACAAAAACAGGCUAAACAACAAAAAAUCCAACAACAGCAACAACAACAGACGCAACAACAACGCCAACAAACGUCGAACAGCCGCAAACAACGCACGUAACUUAAGAAAUAGACAACGCGGCUAAAUGGAUGGAUGAAUGACAUUAAAACCUUGCCUAUCUAUGAAUAUAUGUAAUUAAUUUUUUGCAACUUUUCUUCAUAUUUUAUGGAAGAUUUGUACAAUAAACCUUUUUGAUUGAAGUUAAAAA